AUGGAGCCGAGAAUAUGUUGGUUUGUGGCGGCUGCAGUCGCAGUACUGCACACACUGCAGACUUGCUACUACCAAAUGACACCGACAGUGCUUAUGCCGUCGAUUCUGAAGGACUUCGGUGCUUCAGUUGUGAGCGGUUCCGCUAUGGUUGCAGUGAGUCGUCUAGCGUACGUUUUGGCGCUUCCUGGAGGCGGGUGGCUAGUUGACCGCUGGGGUCCGCAGCGUUGCAUCCUGGCCGCAGUAAGUGCGCUCGGGGCGUCUGCACUGCUGUUCGCUCUCAUGCGGUCUAUGGCGCAGUUCGCUAUUCUACAGGCUGUGAACGCAGUAGCGAUGGCCUUUGCUGGAGUGCCCGUUUACUCCGUAUUUCUUUGCCAUUUUUUUUUCGAGCACCUGGGCACGGCUCUAGGCAUGGUCCUGUCGGGAUUUUCUCUCGCGGGAGCACUUUCUGCACUAGUUUUGGGCGCCAUUGCGUCGCAUGCUUCAUGGAGAGUGUCAGCUUUCGCGGUUGCCGGUGCCUUGAUUGUGGCUGCAAUUCCUCUUGCGGUCUGGAUUCAGCGGGUGCGGCCUCCUGGAGAGCUGCUUUCUGGACGUGAAACCGUGAACCCGAUCUCAAGUGCUCCGAGCUCAAGAAUGGAUGCAGUAAAGUCCCCUGCGUCUCGCGGCGAAGAAGCAAAGGAACCGCUAUACUUCGCGCAUCAUGAACGUAGAAAGGAUGCUGAGUUCAGUGAACUGGACGCGGAGGUAGCCGCUGGCGCUGCAGAACCGGCGGAACACGCACAUGAUAAGAAUCUGACUAGUUUCUCGUGGGCGAGCCUUCCGUUUUUGUUGUUAGCGUCGUCGUACUUUCUGCUUCAAUACUCCUAUGGCUCUUAUAAUGAACAUUUUCUCAUAUACAUGACGAUGGAUGAGCAAGCAAAUCUCCAUUUCGCGACAACGAUUCUUGCUGUGCUUUACUUUAGCACAUUCAGUGCCAAAAUUGUCGGAGGUUACGUCGGAGACCGCUGGGGUCGAUUCCUUACCAUGGUCGUAGCCGCAAUAGCUUCAGUUCUAGGGGCAGUGCUUAUGACGAUUUUUACGCUUCGAGAUACGCCUCCGGAUGCAGUUCCGCAAAGCACCUUUCAUGGACCUGGCCUGCUGAUGUGCCUCCUAGGCUUCGCUGUCUUGUUUGGUGCCGGCUAUGGAGCUAUGUUUAAUGCUAACUACGCGCUCGUUCCUCGUAUUGUGAGCAUAUCGCGUUUAGGGUUCGUGCAGUCUAUUUUAUUUGCGAUAGGUCUAUGCGGGAAUGGAGCGGGCGCCCUGAUCACCGGGUAUAUGCGAACGUGGACGAGGCACUAUAUGAAACCCUUCUUGUUGACAUUUGCAGCUGUUAUUCUGAACGCAGCAUGCGUUUUUGCCUUAGCGCGCUACCUUCGAAAGUCCAGUUUGCGAGAAACAAGGCACAGUAAUAAUGCUGGCUGA
Molecule: messenger RNA, 1458 nt
Organism: Cyanidioschyzon merolae strain 10D
Lineage: Eukaryota; Rhodophyta; Bangiophyceae; Cyanidiales; Cyanidiaceae
Exons: 1
Coding region: 1-1458 (485 amino acids)
Biological process (GO): transmembrane transport
Molecular function (GO): transmembrane transporter activity
Source: RefSeq, a predicted model, not a curated record